Molecule: messenger RNA, 7012 nt
Organism: Xyrichtys novacula (pearly razorfish)
Lineage: Eukaryota; Metazoa; Chordata; Actinopteri; Labriformes; Labridae
Source: the annotation of a GenBank genome assembly
CUUCAUGAAGGGCAUCCCAGCUUGUGUAAACAGUUGGGUGCAGGAUUAACUUUUUGCCACAAAUAUUUAUUAUCCAUCACCAAGCUAACAGUCUCUACAACGACACACACGCACGCUUGUCAGUUUCUUCUUCGGUCCUGAGGUGAUGGAAGGACGGUGUGCUGUAGAGACUUGGGCAGAGUUUCGCUCCUCAGGAUCAACAUGUCCACAGAGGCUGGUAUAUACUCAUGGGACAGAUGUGUUUCUCUGCACUGGCGAUGAUGAGGUUUAUGUAUUUUGUUCUGAAAGGAGGAAAGUCACUGUAAGUAACUUUUGAGAAUGUCUACAUUUUUCAGUCAUUACAGUUUCACCUCAGAUUUUCAGUCCCAAAGACAACUUCUGAACUUCAUAUGUUUGACUGAGUUUCUGUUUUGUUUUUCAGACUGUCCUAAAGUUCCCUGGACCCCUGAAUGACCUGUAUGGGACUAAUGAAAAGACACCCCUUUAUGCAGCCUGCAGUAAUGGAGUUUACUGUGUCUGUUUACAGUCGCUCUUAUCCAGGUAUGCACUUCUCUACACUCUGUGCAUUUAACUACAUUCACAGUUGAAUUAUGUCAUGAGGUAGUCCACAAAUAAGCAUCUGUUUUCAUAAAAUCUGUGGAUUUAUUCAUGUACGUACCUUUAACAUGCUCCUUAUACUCCCUGCAGACCUCAGAACCUCUCAGCUGAUGCAUCCACUUCUCCCGCAGAGCUUCAGAUUUCCUCAGAGUCUCUAGUUGUUCCAGUAGAAGGAGUCUUAUCCCUGCUCCCAAUUGGCUCACUACUUGUGACUUUGUCACUGAGAGACACAUUCUGGACUUUAACUUUAUACAGUUCUUCCAAGCAAUCAGAACCCUUUCAGGUGCUUGGUUCAUUCAGCCUUCCAGUGGUCUCUGGUGUUUCACACCAUGAAACAGAGGGAAAAACACGGAUGAAAAGGAGGCCUAUGCUGAUCUAUGUCUGUUCUGGUGAUUCCACACCGCUGUCUUCCUCCCCCACUUCAUUAGAUGCUAAUGGUCACAUCAGUCAUUUCUCCCUGGAGCCUGUCCUCUUCAAACUCCUAUUUGGUGUUGAUGCUGCUCUUGCCAAAUCACCUGUUAUCCUCUGUGGACUGCCAGAUGGACGGUUGUGUUUCCUUCCUCUUCGUCCCUUAGGAUCAGGUCUCAGAGUCCUGCACAGCCUAGAGCAGUCUGUGAUAUUCAUCGGAGCUUCUUCCUUUUUGGAGACUUCAGGACAUGCACAGUGUUUGGUUGCACUGGGUGAACAAGGAAGAGUGGUGCAGAUUAAAGUGAACAAAGCGGGACCAGAAGGAGGGAGGAACACGGCUGGUUUUACAGAAGGGUGUGUGCCAGGUCCCGUGAUGUGCAGUUGUAUAGAUAAAAACUAUCUCUACUACAGCACUGGAUCAGACCUGCUGGUUCUGGAUCUGUCAGAGGGAUCAAAUGGGAGGAAAAAGGAUGAGGAAACUUGCAAUAAGAUGGUCGCUGCACUUCAAAACCCAUCCAGUUUGAAUGUCUGCAGAGUUAACACCUUGGUUGAACUGAAAAACACUACUGGUGAGCAGACUAAGCCAGGACAUGAAAAUAUAAUUUCAAGAUGUCAUUUAUUAAUUCAUUGUCAUGCGAUUUUGUCAGUCUUAAUGUGAGGUGUUCAGAGCGUGCACAACACAAAAGAUGAAACAUGCCAGAUUUAAAACUUGAGCUCACAACUUUAAGCCAAUCACCAGAACAAGCGGGACAUGAACUACUGAGCCAGUUUGAUUUGGAGUAUGAUUUGAUGGUAUGCUGCCAGUUGGAGAUUUUUUGUCUACCAUAAAAAGACAUAAUAACAAGAAAACAGUGUAAGAUAAAGCAGGUUAGACAGAAGACAUAAUGAAUUUUAGUUUAGUGUUAUGUUGUAGUUUAUAGCCGUAUCUGUUACUUUAACCCCCACAUCUGUUUUGUGUCCUUGUUCAGCAGGCGAAGUUCAGCUCUUAUCUUUGUCUGUGGGAGGGCAGCUUCAGAGGAUUACUGUACCUGUGAGGAAAGAUGAUGGAACGUUGUCCAAUGUGCCCUCCACACAAGUGGGCAAGGGCAUCAGGGACCUCCUGUCUGCAAUUGGGGAUGUUUGUGAAAGGUACAUAUGCACAGUCUGGGUUAGACAGUGUGUAGUGGCUCUUGAUGCUCCAAGACCAGAUGCUCCAGUCCACUCCUUGUAAGCUCUCCCAAGUUCCCAAUUUAGUCUCUUGGUAAUCAUGCGGUUGGGUCAUCCCUGUUUCUUGAGCCUCUUUUCCCACCACAUUUUUUUAACUUUCUAUCAGUACAAUAUUUUGCAAAAAGCCAGUCUUUGCAGCAGCGCCCUGUGGUUCAGCCUCCUAGUCGAGUGUGUGAUUACAGUCUUCUGGCCACUUAUAAGUCGGCGGUCUUUUCCAUGAUUGUGUAUGUUAUUAUCUCGACUGAAAGAUACAUAGUAUUCGUAGUGUUUGAACAGAGAUUUACUCAAAUCUGAAAUGAAGUGUUUUAACAUUUUGAGAUGUUUUAGCUUUAGACCAUAGUUUUCAAAACUGAAAAAGAUAACAAAGGACUAGAUAAAUUAGACUUUGUUGACCCUUUUGGGAAGGGGAAAAAAGUAGUGUUUUUUGAGAGAUGUUUUUUUUUAAUUUACCAUGGGAAAAAUAUUUAAAAAAAACACACAGAAAAAGAGAAAAGGCAAUAAAAGCACACUAUAAAAAAGGUGACAGGAAAGUGAAAAAAUACGUUCAAAGGUUUUAAGCACUGAGUACUAGGGGUAGGAGAAACAAUCGAUACAGCAUAGUAUCGCGAUAAUUUGUCUGGUGAUGUAUCGUAUCAUCUUAUUUACCAAGUAUUGAUUUUCAAAUUAAUUGUUAACAUGAAGUCAAAUCUAUGAUAAUGGAAAAAUAAAAUCGACUGUUUGUCCAGUGAGGUUAGCAGAGGUGACAUCAUAGAGCAGGAGAAAGUUAGUACAACAAAUAUAUAAAAGGUUUGCAAGAUGUGCUUCAUGAAAAUAAAAUACUGUGUAAAUAAGACAAACAUAAAGAAAAGACAAAUGCUAAAUUAGCUAAACAGUUGAAAUAAAUUAUAUAAAUCGCAAUAUAUUGUGUCACAAUACUCACUGUAUUGCAAAGUGUUAAAAAUCACAAUAAUAUUGUAUCGUUUCCCAAGUAUCGUGAUAAUAUCGUAUCGUGGGGCCACUGGUGAUUCCCACCCCUACUAAGUACUUUAGAGCUACUGGAGAGGCAGCCGUCUCCCACAGCACCUUAGCAUCAAGAAAGAUUCAUGAAAAAUCUUUAGUUCACAUGUAAAGAGUCCUUAUUGUAUAUUCAGCAAGAUUCAAUACCUGAACUACUUUCCCUAAACAUCUGUCUCAUUUGAGCUGCACCUUUUCCUCUUUGAUUGAUACCAUAACACAAAGCUGAAGUAAAACAUCAAAGACAUGCAACAGCAAUAUGAAGAAAACCAGAGUUGUUUAAUGAAAAAUAAUGCAAUGAAACUGCAGCAUUCAAUAGACAAGCUAAUAAUUCAUUUUUGGUUCCCUUUUCUCUUCAGGGCAUCAGAUCUAAAGUCUGCCAUCAAAUCCAAAAACCAAAUCCUGAUGCACCUGAAUCAGGUCCUCAACAUCAGCUUCCUGCUCACUGCUAACAGUGACAAGCACCUUCUUGUGCAGGAGAAGCUCUUCAGAUGUCAUGCUAUGACCAGCUGGAGCAGACUCCUCCAAAAAGACUUCUUGAACUUGACAUGUGUCCUAGAUAACUCCAGUCCUUAUGUUUUGGAGCAAGGCUGGACUCUGAGCAUCACUGUUUCCCCUCUGGCCCAUUCACCCAGCGCAGGAAGGGAGAGAUCCUCCACAAACUUCUCUUUCCCUUUCCAGAAUCUUCUUCCAGGGGAAACAUUAGAAGUAUCUCUGCCUCUUACGGCUGCUGCAGACACAUCCUUCCCCAUCACAGUGAGCUGCUCUAUCAUCUUCUCACUCUCCAGUCUGCUGGAAGAGGAGGCUGCAAAGCUGCAUGGACUACAGAGCAGAUGCAUCAGUCUGCCCCUGAACACACUGACAGUGGAUUGGCUGCAAGCCCUACAGGUCGACUGUUCAAAGCCUACAUCUCAAUUUGACAACACAAACAAUGCCAUUCAGGCUUUUAUAGACUCACGUCGGAUAAGGUGUAGCAGAAGAGGGGAGGUGGGAGGUGAGAGUACCCCAAAGUCUGAGCCAGAGAAGUAUUCAGCUACUGUUAGGGUGUCGUCAGAGUUACUAAAGGAAACACUCCUGUUAAAAAACUGUGACUCAGACCCUCAUCCAAAUGUGUGCCUCUCUCUGCUGGACUGGCUGUUAUCUGAGCAGCAUGAAGGAGUGAAGAGAGGACAACAAGGAGACAAGACUGCAGUCAGCAACUCAGUGAUUUACGCUCGAGGUCCAAACGGUCACACAAUCAAACUGACUGCAACAGAGGUAAAGACUGAGCUAACAUUAAAAUAACUGAAUGUUAUAAACUAUAAUAUUUUAAAAUAAAAAAAAAAUAAAGAUAAAAUUCACAUUUUCAACUAAUUAGAAACAUAACAAAUUCAGUUUGAAAGUAAAAUUAUGAUUAUUAUUUUUUAUAUAAAAGAGCAUAUUUAUUUAAGGAAUAGUUUGGUAUUAUACAAGUGAAUUGUAUGAUGAACUAUUUCAAAGCUCCUAUCAGGAGUUUUUCUGCUUAUGGAAUAAUACAAAAAUACAAAGGUUUUCUCUGGUUUGUAUUUGAUUUUGUGUUAUUUUUGUAAAGUAAAUAUAUUUGUUAUCUUGUCCUCCAGGGAAAUCUAAAGGUGGAGAAUACAGGAAAGGAGGAGUCUUUGACCACAGUGGAGGUUCAGAUAGAGAGCUCCUCUCUUGCAGCAGUGUGUGGGCUUCAUCAUGCUGUGCUGCACCGGGUGCAGGUACAAACACUCACACACCAACUUAUUCUGAAUUAUCAAGGAAACUUUAUAAAUCAGAAGUGCUGAAUACAGGAUUAUAGAGGUUUUAAGAUGAUUCAUUCUGGACAAUAUAGGUUUCAUAGACUGGAUUCUGCUUUUAGGCUUUUAGCGAAUCCCAUGUAAGGGUUUCAUUAUCAAAUGCUCUAAGAUGAAUGUUCUGCUCUGUUUUAGACUCUGUUACUGACAGCUCCUGAUAGAGCAGCUUCCACAAAGAGUGUCCAGAGUUUAGCUUUAAGACGGACACUUCAACAGGCUGAGGUAAGAACUACAUUUACACCAACACUGCUUAGCUGUAGACAAAACCGGACCCUCUAUGUCUUUGCUGAUCUUGUUUUGGGUUGCCGUUCCUGUUGUCUCUUUUAGGUCCCAAAGACCUCACCAGAUUACCACCAAGAAAAGUUGGGAUGUCAUUACAGUUAAUUGUACUUUGCUUGGUUUUGCUCCCCACAGGAACUGAAUUUUCCUGCUCAUACAUGUCUGGUCAGUAGUAGGGGUGUCCCAAUAUGAUAUUGAUAUUGGAUAUUGGUCUGAUAUCGGCAAAAAAACAAAUAUCGGAUUAAAUUGGGCUGCAAGAAAGAAAAAAAAAAACCCAUGGAGGAUCAAUAAAGGAAUAUUCUAUUCUAUUCUAUUCUAUCUUAAAUCUCCGAUAUCAGCACUCCGAUACAAGCAGUUCAUUCCAGACUCCGCUUUAGCACCUCUAUCUAGCAGCACCCUGAUCCAGCAUGCUGAGCCCACAAAAACACAACAACAAUGUGUACUAAGGUACUAACAAAGCAGCAUGGAGUAAGAGUGACAUUGGCCAUGUGGCAGCAUUUUUUUGUUUAAGUCCGAAAAAGACGUUGCAGCUGAGUGAAAAAUACACAAUUUUGUACCAAUACCGGAUCAAUAUCGGUGUCUGUCAAUAUUGAAGGCUGCAAUAUCCGUAUUGUAUUGGAAGUCAAAAAGUUUUAUCCUGACACUCCUAGUCAGUAAUACUCAGACUGUAAUAGUACCACAAACAGAAACAAAAUCCAGACCCCUGAGUUCAGUUGAGGUCCUCUAUGCUGGGUUCCACACUAAUGUUGUAGCUUUUGCCUCUUCUGGUUACUUAUUAAUUGAAAAUUAAUUCUUUCGAGCUGUAUUUUAGUAUUCUUACUCAGUAGAUUUGAGUAAGUUAUUCAGAUUCAGCCUAAGCAGCCUAAAUACAAGACAGAUAAGUAUUAAAAUAAAAAAUGAAUUCAUCAGAACAGCUUCAGUAUCAUAAAUAUUUCCUUCCUUAAUGUCAAAUUUCCUUCCUCUUCUCCCCUUUCUCAUGUGCAGCACCUGUUGCAGCAGAUCCAGCAGCAUCGAAUCUCAGAAGGCUUCAGUGUAGGAGUGUCCAGAGGACAGAUGACCGGUCCUCUCCUCAGAGUUUACAGAGAACUCAGAGAAAAUCCUCUCCUCAUUGUUUAAGCUUUCACCCAGCCUGCCUACACAGCUGCCUCUGACCUUGUUCUGUGUUGUGUAAGCUGUGUUUGAGGCAGUUUGAAACAUAUUGUCUGUGAUAUAAAUUGCGAUUAUAAAUGUACCUCACUGUAAGCAUUGCAUGUUCUACCAAAAGCAGCUUUAUUGCAUGGCUGUAGUAGGAAAAUGUUAAAUCACACAAUAAAAUCCAGAGUUAGUUUAUUCAUUUGAACUUGUUGCUCUCAUCUGACUUAAUUCCCAUCAGCUAUUUUUUCAUCGCACUUGCUUGACAUCUCUAAAAAGAAACAAUCAGUGACUUUCCCCCUUCGUCUUUGCUUUAACUACACUGUACAGACUAUGACACAGAACGCACGUCAACUGAAGCGCUCAGGUGGAGGAAGAAGACACACAAUUACACUCUGAAUAGGAGAGCAGUGAGCUACAGCUGGGGGAAGGUCGUGCAGUCAUCAUCUCAGAUGUGUUUAGUGACAUGGGACCAGAUGUGCUUUACAAAAGAUGCCAGACAAAACACAAGAAACACAUUUUCAGACAGUGGGUUAAAAAGACAGAAGAGGGACUAUGUAUGAAGUCUUUAUCAGAGGCAGAACAAACAAGAUAUAGAUGAG